AUGCGGGGCGCGGCGCGGGCGGCCGGGGCACGCGCGGGGCAGCUGCGGCCGCGGCCCCCCGCCCCAGGCCCCGGCCCGCCGCCGCCGCUGCUGCCGCUGCUGCUGCUGCUGGCCGCGCUGCUGGCCGGCGCGGGCGCCCAGUACUCCAGCGACCGCUGCAGCUGGCGCGGGAGCGGACUGACGCACGAGGCGCACAGGAAGGAGGUGGAGCAGGUGUACCUGCGCUGCGCCGCGGGCGCCGUGGAGUGGAUGUACCCCACCGGCGCGCUCAUCGUCAACCUGCGGCCCAACACCCUGUCCCCGCUCCGGCCCCUGACGCUGUGCGUCAAGCCUCUCCAGGACGCCUCGGGGGCCAAUAUUUAUUUGGAAAAAACUGGAGAACUGAAGCUGCUGGUGCGGGACGGGGAGCCCGGGCCUGGCCAGGUGCGGUGCUUCCCCUUCGAGCAGGGCGGCCUGUUCGUGGAGGCCACUCCGCAGCUGGACAUCAGCCGCAGGGCCACCGGCUUCCAGUACGAGCUGACGGGCCACCGCGCUGGCUCCCACCUGCACGCGCCUUCCGCCGCCUGCCGACCUUGCAGCGAUGCAGAGGUGCUGCUGGCUGCCUGCACCAGCGACUUUGUCGUGCGCGGCGCCAUCCAGGACGUGUCCCAUGAGCCGGAGCGGCAGGCCUCGGCCAUCCACCUGCGAGUGAGCCGGGUAUACCGGCAGAAGAGCCGCGUCUUCCGGCCGGCGCCUGAGGGCGGCUGGCGGGGCCGAGUGAGCACACUGCUGCGGUGCGGGGUGCGGCCAGGUCCCGGCGAGUUCCUCUUCACCGGACACAUGCACUUUGGGGAGGCCCAGCUGGGCUGUGCGCCCCGCUUCCAGGACUUCCAGCGGGCAUACAGGGACGCAGAGCAGCGGGCACUGAACCCCUGCCAGGUGGGGUCUGAGGACGUGGGCCCGGCCGCCCUCGCGGGCACCUGACCCCAGGGCCACGUGGCCCAGGGCGCCCUGCCUUUGCUUGGCCGCAUGUAAAAUGCUAACUAAGUUAUUAUAUUUUUUUUAAAAAGAAGUGUCCACAGGAAAUGCCCCCGUGUGGUGAGCCGGCCCGGGCUGCCCCAGGGCCAUCUCUAGGGCAGGGAUCCAUAAAUACUCCGUGUCUUCUCCAGGCCUGGUUUGCAAUGUGCGAUCCCUGGUUCCAGGCCCACGGCCCCUCCGGAGAUUGAGACCCGCACCCAGGCUCCCGCCCAGCCCCC
Messenger RNA from Talpa occidentalis (Iberian mole), 1235 nucleotides. It is a transcript of the gene METRNL, whose product is annotated as meteorin like, glial cell differentiation regulator. NCBI's taxonomy places the organism in Eukaryota, Metazoa, Chordata, Mammalia, Eulipotyphla, Talpidae. The record is from RefSeq and is a predicted model, not a curated record. Gene Ontology annotation, biological process: positive regulation of brown fat cell differentiation; energy homeostasis. The transcript has 4 exons. The coding region runs from base 1 to 963 and encodes 320 amino acids. Gene Ontology annotation, molecular function: hormone activity.